AUUAACUUCUUCUUAUAGAAAAGCAUCGAAAGAUGUCACUAUAUUCAUCUCCAUCACAUAGCGCCACCGUUGUCUAUGUAGUAAAAAAUUUAUGUGCAACUCAUGUAGAUAAAUUGCUACAUUUGCAAACAUUUAUCUCUGUACAACGAAACUUGAAACAUUAGUGGUGCUGUUUAAAAUUAAAUAUUUCGUUGGAAAUUCUUUCCUUCGGAAUGAUACGCGAGUGGAAUAUGUUGACGCUUAAUUCUUCACUGAUGCGAUUGGAUUUAUGAGGACCUACAAGACUUAAACGGUUAUUGUUGCGCAUAUCAAAAGAUACUGUAGCAGAAUGGCAGAAGACGAGAGGCAAAUUAGGGCGGCCGCAGAAACCUUGCUGAGUGAAUCUAUAAACUCCCACAGGAGUUUGUACACUCAGCAAAAUGUAACGCGAACUCCGGAUAUCAUCCUUAGCGAGGAUCUUAUCGCGGGUGCCAUGCAUAACGGGAGGAUGUCCAACGUCAGACGCUUCUUUUGCCUCUUCGUCACCUUCGACCUCCUGCUUACUUUCCUCAUGUGGCUCAUUUGUACAAUGAUUGCCGGUGAGAGUUUGGAAUCCGCCUUCAUGAAUCAAGUAGUCCAUUAUCACAUAAAAACCUCACUCUUCGACAUAGUGAUGGCAGCGAUUUGCAGGUUUACCGUGUUGUUGCUCUUCUAUGCUCUGCUCCAUUUGGAUCAUUGUAUUAUCGUAGCUUUGACAACUGCCACGACAUGUGCUUUCUUAAUUGCUAAAGUGUUUCUUUUCGAUUGGUCGAUAUGCAAUCAACCAGUAUUUCAGGUUCUUCUUAUCCUUACAUCUUUUGUAUUGCCUUGGGUGGAGGCUUGGUUCUUUGAUAUUCGUGUGUUACCUCAGGAAACACAAGCCAGAAAUUGGUUUAGAAAUUUUGCGGAUAAUGAAAGAGAACCGCUCCUCCGAGGAGUUGUUUCGGAAUCACGCCAAUAUACCAGCGAACCUGGUACAUUUUUUACACCUAUGGAUUCACCAGCUCAUUCUGACCACGAGGAUGAAAGUUGUAGAACACCAGGUAAUACUCGGGGCUUAUCAAAAGCAACUGAAGUAUUUCCACCUAAGUCUUUACCAAAACUCACAACAGAGAUGAUACAGGAUUAUAAACGAAGAGCAAAUGCAUUAGUACAAACUUGCCACGAUUUAUUGCAAUCUAAAGAUUGGCAAAUUCAAAAUAUAAUGUCAAAUGGUGAUAUUAUCUUUUAUAUAAACCGUCCUAAGGAAGGGAAAACAUUAAAGAUAGUAGGAACUAUUGAAGCUCCAGCUGGUAUACUCGUGAACAGAUUAUUCGACGAAGUUGAAUUAUUACCGUCAUGGAAUAGACUCGUUACAGAGUCGAAAAAGUUACAGGACAUUGAUGGAAAUACAGAUAUUGUUUAUCAAGCCACAAGUGCCCAAGGAGGAGGCAUUAUUGGCGCUCGUGAUUUCGUUAUUUUAAGACAUCGUGUGCAAUAUGGCAAAUAUUAUAUAAAUAGUGGAAUGUCAGUGCCUUUUACGUCAUUACCAAAUCGCAGUAACGUCGUCAGAGCCGAGAACAAGCUAAGCUGUUGUGCAGCUGAACAAUUACCUAAUGACGAGAGUAGAUGUCGAUUUACGUGGAUAAUUAAUACGAAUUUGAAAGGCUGGCUUCCACAAAAAGUUGUAGAUAAAUCAAUGUCUACUGCAUUGGUAGAUUUCAUGUCUUAUGUAAGGAAAUACAUGGAUGACACGUAAGGAUCAAUCGUUUAGUACAUUGUACGUUUCGAUAUUCGAUCAGAAAACCACGGUCUUUCAUAAUCAUCUUCUGGAUUCUUCUGAUUGAAGGAAUUUCGUUUUUUUUUUUUUUUUUUUUUUUUUUAUAGCAUUUUUAACGUUCCGAGAGUAACGUAAUUGUUAAUCAAUUCAAAUAUGAUUUUCCUACAAUAUUUUCCAUAUGCAUUAGUACAAACUAAAUGAAACGUGUAGGAAUCUAUGAAUGUUUGUUUUGUGGAAUUGACAGACUGACAAAAGGACGGUAAAUGACUUUUUUCCAUAUUUCGUAUUUCCUAAUCAGAAAUUAAAGCUAAGAGAUACUUUUUAUAGAUGAAAUAUGUUUAAAAAAAUGAUUGAUGUCUUAUUUUCGAUACAUUUAUACAGGAUGUUAUCGAAGUAGUGGUAUAAGAGGAAAGAAGGUGAUUCUGCGCGAAAGAAGACAUAGAACAAACAAAUAAUAUAAAAUAAAAGAAUUACGUUUCGUUUUCGAGAAAGUCAAGGUUGAAAAAAUGUCACUUUACAUUUUCUACUUAUUUUUUUAUGUACAUUCACUUCCUUUCAGCUUAUACCACCAGUUUGGCAACACCCUGUAUCUUAAAUUAAUAGAGAAAUUAAACAUGCGUCUUGGGCAGACACCCAUGCUUUGUAAUUAUUUUUUAAUAUAUUAUGACUUAACUCUUAUAUUACUUGUUUACAAAUUAUUCAAAAGCGACAUUAUCAUAACAAAAUCUAAUCUUAUUUAUAAAUCGUCUAAAAUAUUGACGAUAUUUAUAACCUUUAAUUUUCUGCUUUAUUCGUCUUGAUAAUUCUACUUUGCAUCUUUAAUUUUUAUUUGACGAAUGCAAAUUAUGUCUAGGUAAAGUCACUUUUGUUAUAAGAAUAUUAUUUUGAAAUAUUCAUUUAGUUAAUUACUUUAAGUCUUGAAACUUUUAUUAAAUUGCAGUGUAAAUAUAUGAACAUAUACAGAUAUAUAGUGCUUUAUACAAAUUCUUAUUUGCCUAUAUAUUUCAUGACAAUUAAUUGUAUUUACAAUACACGUUUAAUCAUGAUUUAUGCAUGAAUGUGGUUGACUAUGUUUAUCUUUAUUGCAUGUACAAGGAAAACAGCAAAAUAUCAGGGAAAAGUUAAAGAAUAAAUAGUUAUAUAAGUAAUUUGACAUGAAAAACGUAAUGGAAUGUUUAACAAAAUCUUUUAAAGUAUUUUCAUAUCAUUAUAAUUUUUUAAAAACUACAUAAUAGCAUGAUUCAUUUUUAAAAGCUGUUUCUCGUAUACUUUAUUCUUCCUAUAUCUCUCGAUAAUUACAUAGGUAGUAUUCUUUAUUAUUUACAAAAUUCAUUUUAUUCACUAGAUAUAUGUAGAUUGUAAAAGAAUGCAUUUGAUAAAUUAUGAAUGAAAAAUACACAGAGAACGCGCUUAUGAUAUAGUACGUAUGUGUGUAUGUGUAUGUAUAUAUAUACAUAUAUAAUAUAACAUAUAUAUAUAUAUUAUAUAAUGUAUAUAUAUUAUUAUAUAUUUUUUAUCUUAUUAUUACAUUAUAUCAUAUAAAUAUAUAUAUUUAGUAAUAUGUAAUAAUACGUAUAAUAAUAUAUAAUAUAUUAAAUAAUUUAAAAUAUUAUAUAUUUUUUAUUUUAUUUUAUUAUUACAUUAUGUUAUAUUAUAUAUAUAUUUUUAAAUUUAAUAAUGUAUAAUAUAUUAUAUAAUUUAAAAAAAAUAUAUAUAUAAUAUAAUCUAUAUAUAUAUAUUAACGUAGUAAAUUGUACAUUUUAAAACAGUGGAACUUUGAAGAAAGUUAUGUUACAUCAAUUUAUUCAUGACGCUAAUGAAGAUCAUAUCAAUGAAACUAUAGCAUUUAAUGUUAAGAGAUACAUUUUCCACUUCUAAUAAAGUUUAUUUUUUAUCCUAGAUGUUAUUGCAAAUACAUGACUGUACAAUCUAUAAACGUGAUUAUUGUAUAGUUACUUUUAAUCGUAUGUAUUUGUAUGUAUAUACAUAACAGUUCAUGUUCCGCUAGUCACAUUUUUAUUCUUGUAGUUAAUUCAAAUGAAGUUAGUUGUGUGUUUGAUAUCUAAGUUUGUGAGCCUGAAUUAUAUUUACGGACAAAUAACGAUUAAAUUGGUGGUCGAGUUUGAUCUGAUUUUAUAAAACUGGCCUAAAUAAGGAAAAUCGCCUAUAUGAAUUAACGUUAAUUGUACCGAAGUAAUAAAGUGUAGCAACUUUCUUUCGCUAAAG
This is a messenger RNA of Bombus pascuorum, 4003 nucleotides long. RefSeq names its product steroidogenic acute regulatory protein-like (gene Start1). Lineage: Eukaryota; Metazoa; Arthropoda; Insecta; Hymenoptera; Apidae. Bases 329 to 1756 code for a protein of 475 amino acids. Gene Ontology annotation, molecular function: lipid binding. The transcript is spliced from 11 exons. The record is from RefSeq and is a predicted model, not a curated record.